AUGGUGCUACGAAUUGUAAAACUCACUGACGAUGCCAACCACGAUGCCGAUUACGAUGCCGGCGGAGCGUCUGGUAAUGUACCACGUCCACGGUCCGACUUUGGAAAUGAGUAUGCAUACAAUGGACUCAGGACAAGGUGCGUUCCUCUAAGUCUUUCUACCAAUAUGACCAAGUUGCGAAAACAAGUUCAAACAACUUUUAUACAACGAAAGGAGACUGCGACCACACAAAAGGCCACACCAUCUUGGUCUUCAUAUCUCUUCUAUUUUGUUUAUGUGUAUGUUGGCCAAAACUGGUGA
Protopolystoma xenopodis is the source of this 300-nucleotide messenger RNA. The record is from the annotation of a GenBank genome assembly. Lineage: Eukaryota; Metazoa; Platyhelminthes; Monogenea; Polystomatidea; Polystomatidae.